CGUGAUGCUUCACGAGGACGGUGCCAUUCCGCCAUGUUGUGAGAAAUCUACCUACUCUCUCGAGACCAAGGAAGAGACAGAAAAAAAACGGAAUAUUUCAGUGGGGUUUCAAUGUUUUUGUUGUCCCUCUUUCAUCUCGUUUCCCGGACAAGUGAAGCGAAGUGAAUCCAGGUUCAUGCAACCCUGAGUUAAUACAACCGCUGCACGAUGGCCUGCAACGCGCAAGAAGAUGAAUUUGACCAGCUUGAUAAACCUGGUGCUGAGAGAUCUCGGAGAAGACGAGCAACCAACGAAGAGUGGGACAGCGAUCUUGAAGAUGACUUGCUUAGUGAUGACUGGGGUUUGAGCAAAAAGAAUCAGUCUGAUCAAUCUGAUGAAGAGCUAGAUGAUAACCUUCUGCAAAGUGAUGAUGAAGCAAAUGAAAGUUACCAAGAUGUGUCUAUUGACAUGAAUGCGUCAGCAUCUUUUGCGGGUACAUCUUUAGAAUUGUCCAAGAGUAUUGGUGAUAAAUCAAGUGAAGAGAUAUUCCAUUAUGCAGACCGUGACAUAGAUGAUGAAAAUGCAACUCUUGAAGUUGCAGAAGAUGCACAAGAAGAAAUGGAGGGCUAUGUACACACCGAAUAUGUUGAAGAGGAAGAAGGCGUGGAGUAUGAAGAUGACACGCAGCUCGGAGACGACCAAAUCGAUUAUCCAGCAGAACAGGGGGAUGAAAUGUACAAUGAUGAAGUGUUAGACCUUGAAAUCAAUGACCCUCUAGAUGAUGAAUUUCAAGACGAAGACUACACGCAGUUUUAUGCCACAAACCAGGAUAUGCCAGGAGACCUGCAAACUCAGGAUAAUGAAGUCUAUGAGGAAGCAACAGCUGCAGAUACACAGGAGCAAGUUGUUGAAGUUGCACAAGAACCUGAAGAGGUGGUGAAACAAAUACAGGAAGUAGAAGAAAGAAAGGAAGUCUCUGAUGAUGAAGAUGAAGAUGAUGAAGAGUCUGGAAGAAUGCGUUUCAAAACUGAACGGAAAGAAGGAACUGUUAUUAGGUUAACGGAUGCAGCUAGAAAGAGGAGAAACAUUCCAGACACAUUGGAACUUUCUGAUGAGGCUAAAGCAGCACUGCGUGAGUUUGAGGAGACUGAACGCCAACGAAAACAGGGAAAACGAGGUCGGCGAGGAGGGCCUUCGGCUAAUGUUCCCUUUUGUGAUCAAAGGAGAGAUGGUGGUAGGAGGAGAGAUCAACGGCUGCCCUUGAUGCAAGUGCCUCCAUCAUUGCAGAGUCCUCGUACUACAAUGAAUUCUUCAGAGCAUCAAUCUGGUAGAGGUACUGUACAACAGCGUCGGCAGCCACCGCCUCUUCUGGUACCCCAACGACAUCCUUCCACAUCUCAGAUGUCUAGCUGCCCUCCACAGCAACCAGAACAGCAGGAACAGCAGAACUCAGAAACUGCUUCUGUUGAUUUGAAUUCAACGGUAAUUUCAACACAGCAACCAAAGAACAUUCAUAUAAACCCUCAUUUCCGAGGUCCAGUCGUUACACCUGUGCAAGUGCCCUUGAUGCCUACGCCAAACCAGCCGAGGCCUGCUGUGGGCCCCCAGAGAUUCCUAACCCCUCCAGAAUUUCAGCCACCUAUUCCUGUCCCGGCCAACUUUAAUCAGCCACCCAGGCUUCCUCUUCAGGAGCCAUGGAGAGGCCCACACCCUCAAGAGAGAGAACCUUUCUUCAUUGGUGAGCCAAGGUUCCAAGGACAACAUAUGUUUGAACAAGGAAGUCCUCCACCCCCACUUAUGAACAACCAUACUAUGUCUUUGCAACCUCCCAUGGUGUACAGCCAUCCAGGCCCAGGUUUCAACCAGCAGGGACAGCAUCAUAUAUUUCCGAGGGAGGCUCCUAUAAGAACUAAUCUUCAACCACAGGGUCAUAUGGGAAUGUCUCCCUUUAACCAGCCUGGUCCAUUGAAUCCCAGACCAUUCAUUCCUCCAAGACAGCAAUUUCCACAAGGUCCUGGACAACCAUUCCCACCAUCACCCCAUAUUCAACAAAAUCUGCAGCCACCCUUGCAGCUGCAGCCACUGCCUCAACAUCAGCAUAACUGUUCCCCUCAGCCGAUCAUUCCUAACGCACCACACCAGUUUAGGCCGCACUUACAGAUUCUUCCUACAUCUGUAAACGACAAACGACUUCAGCGUCCGCAGCGGCAGAAUACCAUGAAACCUCGGCAUAAUAUACCUGGAAUUCAAAACAUGAAUAAGCUACCAAAUCAGUUUCAAACAUCUGUUCAACGAAAUAGCAAUCUUCGUGAAUUGCCUAUUGCUCCUCAUAACAGUAGUGUAAGACAUCAUCGCCCGUUGUCAGCUCCUGCUGCUCAAACUACAUCCAUUUCCUGCACAAAACCUACAGCCUCAAUUGUAACCUCUUCACGCAUGAAACAGACUGCUCAAAGUGCACCUAAUCUUCAAAGUUCACCUGGGGUGAGGGUGCCACAGAGGAACUUGCAACAAAAAAUCAAGAAACAAAAGCCACCAUCACAGGAUUCUACAGUAAUAGAGCUUACAGAUGAAGAUGAGGAAACAAGAGUGUAUCGUUUGAAAAUUGAAGAGCAGAAAAAGCUCAGAGAAGAAAUUCUGAAACAGAAGGAACUCCGACGUCAGCAGCAAGCCGGUGCCCGAAAGAAAGAACUGCUUGAACGUCUUGCACAACAGCAACAGCAGCAGCCGCCUGCUGCACAACAACCAUCGCAACCAGCAAAUGCACCACAGGCUCCCCAGAACAUUAACACAUCCACACUACAGGCUGUAAGCCUAGUACAGCCAAACAUAAAAAACAGACUAUCUACAAAGAAACAAGGCACAGGAGCCGGAGCACAGCAGCAAUUUAUUAAAACCUAUCAAGCUGGAAAUACUAUGCAGGUUCAAGCAGAAUUGAAAAAGAACAUCAACCAAACCAAACAGGUCAGACCUGCAUCUUUAAAUCAACUUCAGUUUUCAAAAGUUGUUCAGUAUAAACCAGUUAACAUACCAGGAUCUAGCAUGCAGUCUGGAAAGAUGUUUGUUCCUGCAGUCAAGACUCCAGAAUUAAAAUCUGGUGUAAAACGGACUGUAAUGCAAAGAAUGAACAGUGGAGGAGGGGAUGGGCCUCACAUUAAUCCCAAAAUAAGGGUACUCAAGCUUCCAACUAUGCAGGGGAGCGAGAACACUGGCUUUUCUCAUCCUGAGGUCCAAUCUCAGCAGCGGCAACACCAGCAGCAUCUUCAGAAACAGCAGCCUGUUCGAAAGGUCACAUUGACAAAAGGAGCCCAACAGCUACAGCAGCGACCACAGCAGCAGCGGCAGCAAUCUGUACCACAAUUACUAGGAAUGACAAAGAAUUCAGCCAAUCAACAGAACAGAGUCAUUAUGCAGGGGCGCGGCACAGCAUUACCAGGCCAGAUGGGCCGAGGACGCAUGAUGCAACAUAAACAGAAUCUGCGAGUGGUGGAAUGCAGACCUCAACCAUGUGUGGUGUCAAUUGAAGGGCUUUCUUCUUCAACUACUGAUUUCCAGUUGAAAAACCUGCUGAUGUCAGUUGGACCUAUUCAGGACUUCAAGAUGAUGCGAGAACAGCGAAAGGCUAUUGCAAAAUUCAAGGAGCCUGCACAUGCCUCGGCAUUUCAACAGAAAUUCCAUCGGCACAUGAUAGAUCUGUCUCAUAUCAACGUGGCCUUGAUCAUGGAUGAAUGAUUAUUCUUGGAAUGAAAACAAAGCCUCGCUCUAAUGCAGAAGUUCAGAUCAAGUCAAAUGAAGAAACGAAAUGGCUGAACUAGCAUACAGUGAUCAAUUUCUAGCCAGUGUGUAUGCUAUUAAAUUGGUGAAACCAAAGGAGUUGGUCCAGGUCCAAUGUGGAAUGAAGGAAGUGAUGCCUCUGAAGAAGAUUGUGUUUGUACUCUUGUUUCCACGUGUUUAUUGUUUGUCACCAAAUGAAACAAAGUCUUUUGCAAAAACACCUCUGUGGAAUCGAAAUACCACAAAAAUGACUUAACUGUGAACAGUGACUGAAGUAGGCACUGUAGAAGUAGAAUGGCUGCUUGUCAAGCGUAAUAGAAAACUUUUAGUGGUGAAUAACAUUGGAUAAUGGUUGCUGCAGAAUUCUUUCCUUGCAGGUUUAUAGUUAGGUGCUUAAUGUGCGCCCCUUAAAAUUAUUCUGUACCUAUAGCUUGGCUAGCUUCAAAAUAGUCCAUUAUUUUGCCCUUCUAAAGUAAGAAGUAACUGAAAGGAACUCAGAUUUGCAUUGGGAAAUGCAUGCUAGUGACUGUUUCAAUUGCAAAUUAGUCCAUUGUUUUAAAUCUCUUGAAAGAUACUUAAUACUAGACUAGAAAGCAACUUGAAGACAGUUUGUUUGAUGAGGCACUUGCCUGUUAACUAUAGGUUGCAGCUUUAUUUUUGUUUUUCAGCAAAGCCUCCGAGAAAAAAAAUAUGAAACUAAUACCUUCUGUACUUCAGUAAGAUGCAUAUUAUUAAUUUCAUUGAAAGGCGUCAUUUGAAAGAAAAAUUACUUGCAUAUUGAGACUACAAAAAUACAUUCAGAUCCUUUUUGUUCAAUAACCAAUGGAACAUCAAAAUACUUAAAGAAUGAAAUAUGAAGAAUCUCAACCUGUGCUAGGCCAAAUGAUCUUGAAGUAUGAACCUUUAUGUUAAAUAUCCCAAAUACCGAAUGAUCAUCUGGAAUACAGCUAUUUAUGUCACUGUAUUGUAGGCUACAGUGAAUUAGUUUGGAGCUACAAAUUGAGUCAAAUUUAGGCAUCAUGUGAAUACUGCUGGAGCAGUAGCGGAAUGAGAGUCCUGUUACUUCGCUACAUGUUAAUAUGUAGUUGCUUUGGUCCACACUAUAAAACAUGAGACUAUUUGAACAAAGAACUACUUCUGGGCUUUCUGCAGGUAUUGUGAAUGUUUUGUUCACAGUUGUAACACAAGGAAUUCAUUACUAUGAUAGUAAUGUGUAUUUCUUAAUGUGAAACUUUUGAAUUGGCAUUUUAAGUAGAAUAACCUGAGCGAAGUCCUAGCAGGCAUGGUGAUACAUUAAACUCCAGAAUCACGUUUUCAUUCACCUGUCUGUUGGUUGGUGACUUUUUUAACUACAAAAUUUUCAGAAUUCCAGCCAUCCAUAUGAAUAAAUGUUUCACUUCCAGAGGCAGUGACUGCUGACUUGCUCAGUUUUAUGUCUUGGACUUGCUGGUGGGACUAUUCAAACACCAGACUGCCAAAACAGAUGGGCCUAUGCUUCUUGCUGAUGACAUGAAAACUGAAAGACCUUCAGAAAUGCAGUUGUUUUGCAAGGUUUUUUUUUGACUAGGGCUUAUGUGGGGUAGGGGCAGCAGAAGAGAAAAUGGUUUUAGGUUUUUUUUAAUAAGGGUGUGCUACAUAGCAAAGUCUAUGUCUGUAUUUCAGAACACAUUUUAUUGUGUAAUUUUGUACAAAAAGGAGUACUCCUCUUCCAAUUCAAAGACUGAGAACUAAUAAUUUGAGUUGUCAUCUUACUAGUUAUGUUUCCUGCAUCUCAAUUGUCCUGAAGGAUAUUGUGCAAUUAAGUCAGUUUUUGUUUGACCUAAUCAGCCUUUAGUAUUUACCUCAAGUACAACUACAGAAACUGUCAUGGAGGAUUUGAUACUCAAGGAGAUUGAUAUGAGUUACGUGGUGGAAAAAUACAUGGGUGUUUGUAAGAUUGUAAUACAUCCUUUGAAACAGUUUGCCCAUGUAACCCCAUUUAAUAAAACAAUCUAACAAUUAUUGAGGCAUAAUGUGCUUCAGAUUUAUUGAUGCUUUUUCAGAUGUUGCAGCUUAUUGAGGAUUUGUAAUUACUUUCAUAAAAUAGAUCAAUAUAUUAACUGCAUAUUCUGUCAAUGCUUAUAUAUGGCUGCAAAAUGCAGUUUCUUGUACUGUCAGCAUUGGAGAAUUAUAACUGAUAGUAUAGACCCACAAAGGAGAAUACAGAGGAGGAAAUUUCUAACAAUGAAAGGUAGAAGUUGCAGGAAUAGGAGUAAAUUGAGUUUCUGUGCAAGUAUUUUUUUUCCUAUUGGAUGCUAAAUCCUGAGUGGGCACAAGGAUUGAAAGUAUCAUGCAGAUUUUCAUUUUAAUUUUAUCAGGCUCACCACAGACUCUCAUCUGAAGAAGCAGAAUUUUGCCUGGGUAUAAGGGAGCUUUCUGUGCCAAUUCUUACUAGAUGAGUAACAGUUUGAUUGUAUCAUGAUCACAUUCAGAUGGAUUGAAAUGCAUUAAAAAUACUAAGGGUUAUUGGCCAUUACUUUUUUUUUCAUUUACUUAAGUUUGUGUGAUGUUGUGCACAUAAAAUUCAUGAGUCAGACAUUUUAGUUCUCUUUGAUGUUGACACUUCUGUUAUCUUCAGUUGAGAAACCUAAAUAGGUUACAACUUCUGCAUAUUCCCACUGGCAACAUAUGCUACACACACACACACACACACACACACACACACACACACACACACACACACACACACACACACACACUCUCUAUCUUACAUUAUUGAAACAGCAGCUUGCAUUGCUGAAGUCCUUGGAGAGAGAAAAUGUGUACCAAUUUAUAUAGUAAACUGUAAUGGCAGUGGCCAUGUUGAUAGAUGAAAGAUGAGAUAGGGUAGGACAUGUCACAUUAAAGAUAUGUGUAGUAAAACUGUAGUGUAUAGGGAAGAUGUGCUGCAACCAUCAUCUGAGUUUUUCACUGCACGUUAGUGGGUUUCACUUAAAAUGCAAAGAAACAUUUGUAUGGCAGCAUGUAAGUAGAGCAAAAUGCUUUCAAGUCAUCAUCAAUGGUGUUCACCUACUUUUUAGAAGUUGUGCAUUAGCUAAUAAUUUCUGAAGUUGCUUCUGUUUUUUCAUGUAUUUUAGUUCAAGAUUUGUUGGAUGCAAUGACUAUUGACCUGAAACAAGACAUCCUGUGUAUUAAUACAUUUUAUAAAGAUCACAGUUCUUCCAUAUGUACUUUCUCCUGUUUAUUUACAUGGGUCUUCUUACUCAGGGGUGACAUUGUGCAAAUUCCUCUGUGUGUACGUGGAGCCAAAUUUUUUUCUCAUUCCUCUUGCAGUAAAGUCAUUUUGAGGGUAGUGGGAUGCACAGGAGUUUGAAAACAAAUGUGUAACCUAUAUAUUAAAGUUGAGUUUUAAUUAGAAUGUUCUGAACGUUAUAGGCAUUUUUGUAUCCAUUAUGUCGCUUCUAAAUUUGUUGCCCUAUUUGUAGGAAGUAAACUUGUAAUGGUCAGUGAGGAAUGUUGAACACACUUUGACAGUUUGAAGGGACAUUCUUCUAGGUGGAUUGCAGUGUACACAAUUAUCCUUUUUUUAAUGCCACCUACAUACAGUAUUCUAAAAGUAGUUGUUGUGAAGUGCUAGGAUAGCCUGCAUUUACGAAUGUGGAAGCAGUAAACUAAUGCAACAGAAGACAAAUGGCUUCUAUGGUGUGUUUUAGGAAAACAUUGAGUCAUGCUAAUUUUUUGUUGAUCAGAACUGUGGUUUCAUAUUCUAAACUAUGUCACCUGAGCUCUCAUGCCAAUUUUAAACGGUGAACAUAGCUCCUGUUCAGUUGGCGAAGUCAUGACUUGAUGGUUCAUGACACACCAUCUCAGCCAAUUUAUACUACAUCUGCUUACCACUGUUUGAAAUGUUUGGCACUUUGAAGACCACAUGCUCUAUAUGUAAGUGUUUUCAGGGAGAAAUUUUAAAACGUAUAUAGUUAACAUGGUGCCAGCUCUUACCAAUGUUUCCUCCAACCUUGUACUCCCAAAAAUGCCUGUUCGCAAUUAUAUUGUAAUCUUUCUGUUACACCAGAAAAUUUACAAGUAGCUGCAGGCGAACUGAAAGGAAAAAUUGUCUCCUUUAUUUACUCCUAGAUUAUUUGUUUUAAAGCACAUUCAAUUUGUGACGAAUAGACUUCUGACUGGAUGUGGUUAGUUGUAAUUUUGGGGCAAUCAUAACUGGAAUCUUGAUUUUUUUAAAAGGCAGUAGUCAAAACACUAAAUUGCUUUUAACAAAAGAUUCUCACUAAAUCUAGACACUACUUGUCAUGCUGUCCACCCCAUACUCUCAAACCUGUGUGUAAUUUGAAAGCCUAGAUAAUAAGCUUGUUUGGCACUUAGAUUCAAAUAGAUAUAAAUAUUUUGAAGUACUUCAUAGAUGAGAGGAAAUAUCUUGUAGAUAACAAUCUCAGUUUUGUGGAAAUUUAAACUAUCCAAACUGGCAGUGCCCUGAUUAAAGAGUUAAAAUGUAAAACUGUAAGGGAACAAGAAUAGCUAUUUUCUCCAGUUUCAUUUAAAAUCUGUAAUGUCUUCUAGUCUUAAGCUGUGUUUAACAUUUGAAUUAUGUGAUAUUUUAAGACCUGAGCUAUAUUUUCUGCUAGUUUGGUAUUAUGUUAUUUGGUGCUGGUUUUGCACUUGUGAUGUUCCUUUAGUGUAGCAUUGUUCAAGUUUGUCUUGCUUUAUUUUUGUGAUGUUGUUUUAUUUGCUUUUAAUUUGGCUUCACUUACUCACUUAACAAAUUUUGACUUUAUUUAUCUUGUGUUAUUACCUGCACUUCUAGAGUAGAAAUUCUGUUAACCUUUAUAUAUGAGAGAGAGAGAGAGAGAGAUCAAGAAUUGAUUGAUCCAUGGCUCAAAGGUUUGAUGAUUGUUGAGCUAUUAAACAGCUCAGUGUUCAAGUUGUAUUUAACACUAUGCGACAAGUUAUACGUUUUAGGAUUUAUCAGCCCUUCUUUUAUACCUAUAACCUUAAUGCUAUAGAAAUAACCAGUUUUUCCCCGCAAUCGUUAGCAAUCACUUUUAUUUUUCUAUUAUUUCUAUCCAGUAUAUAUAUCUGGCAUUUUAAUAACAUUUUUAUCCUUUUAUUCUUUAAAUAGCUGCGUUCAUAAUUUUUGUGCAGUUUUAUUUAUUAUUACGAGAUAGGAUGCUCUUUCCCUAAAGAUAUGUACAUUUAUUUAAAAUCAGAGCUUGAUGAGUCUGUCCACGUGUUUUUCCAAUUUGUUUCACUUCUAAAUUGCUUACUGAUCUAUUAGAUAAUAUCCAGUGGGUAAUUAAUUAUUAAGCAUGCUGCAGUUUUAUGUGGUUAAGAUCUUAAUCCUAAGGAUUUUGUGUAAGACCUACAUUUUAAUUGCCGACUAGGUUGGUGCUGAAAUUUGUGACCAUCACAUUGCAAGUGUUUAUGAACAAACUGAUUCUCAUUGAAUCUUGGUGUAGCUUUUAUUAGAGCACUGUAUAGAACACAGUUGGGAAGGAUCAGUGUGUUGUAACAUCAGCUUGUAUGCUGUUUUGUCUUUGUAUCUCUUGGUCCAGGCUUUCCACAGAAAAUACAUUACCAAUAACAGCUUCUGUGUGUAAACUUACGAAAGUUGAAGUUUUCUUCCAUUGCGUAAUUAUAAUAAUUGACUGGUUGUAGGGGAGGUUUUACAGAGAAAAACAGGAUUUUCAUACACUUUCUGAAUCCCAGACUGAGGAUUUUGCAUGUUAAAGUUUGAGUACUGUAUAUGUAAAUUGUAAUACUUUAUACUGGAAAGACUACAGUUUUAAAAUGUUGAACUUACCAUGGCAAGAUGCUGAAUGGAAAAUUCCAUUUCUUAGAGAUCAGAAUUUAUUUUCAAAAAAGAUUGUAUUUGGCUCAUCUUUAGUUUUAAGUUAUUGGUGGGGGAAUUAUAGUACUGUAUUUCAGUAUUUUCUAUCUGGCAUUCCUGAGAGAAUGAUCAAUGUUAUCUAACUAGGCGGGGGGGGGGGGGGGGGACCCUCCAUUUCAAAAAUGUAUUAUCUGAGACCUUCUGCAAAGUGACAGAUAAAAACACAGUUGGAUCUUUUCUGCUGAGCAGAGUGUAACAUUCAUCGUACAUCAAUAUUUGAUUUCUUAGAUUAUCUUUGUUUAUUAGCUAGGCAGAUUAGUCAGAAAAUAAUAGCAUAGUCAGUUCUUUUUUAAUUGUAGUUUCACAAAGUAAUGCUGAUGGUCUUGGUUAAUGAUUUUCUGUGACAAUUGACAAUGUACCAAUACCGUCAAUGGCUACAGUGUGUGAUGCAGGUUGUGAAGUUGCAAAGAUUUGUCCUCAUCAUUUUGAUAUUCAUUGUGUUUUAUUAGUUGGUCAUGAAAUAUGUGAGCUUCAUUUUCAUGCCACAUCGAUACAAAGUAACUGUGAUUUCCAGUAACUUCUGUUCCACCCAGCAAACCAGAUGUUUAGAGCACUUGUUUAAGUUAUAUAUUCCCUUCAUCUACUGUUUUUUUCCCCUUCCUCCCACCCUCCUAAACGUUUUAGGAAAUGCUGCUAGCUCAGAGACUCUAAUUUUAAGCCAUACAAUUUCCCUGGUGUGAUUUCUCCAAGCCUGGGCUGAGGGUUAGCAGGGAAAUGGAUAUUGUCUGUUUGAAUGUUAAAUGUUGCUCACAAUUGUGUUCUUUUUGUAGGAAACAAAUGAGCUGAUGUUGGAGAUGAAGUUUCUAACAGAUUUUUUCUUUCCCAACCCCUUUCCCCUGACAGAUGCAGUAUUUAUCUGGGUAUUAAAUUGUAUCUGAAAUAACUUCUUUCAACAGGGAAUUUAAUGCUUUAUCUUUUUCAUUAUUAUUUAACUGCUGUGGAAAUCUAUUCGAUACUUUGUGAUAUGGUAUGCUUAGCAUUUUCAAUUCUUCCCGUAAUAUAGUGUGUGUACAUUCUGGAAAAUGCUUUCAUGCUUGCCUACACACAUUGACAAGGACUGUAUUUGUUGUAUGUGUGUUUACAGUUUAGGAUUCCAUUUGACAUUAAACUCUUUAGUGCUGUAUCGCUCUUAGGGAGGGAGUUUCACAAUUUCUAUUGUAACACUGAACACUGUUUUAAAUUUGUUUUUGCAGUCCAUUGUAGUUACUUUGGCACAAUAAGACAGUUUCAUACUAACUGCAUGUGACAUGAGUGACAUCACAUUCUCUAAUGGCUGAGGAAAGUUGCAGUGUUAGUCUGUAGGACACGUUGAGCUUUUCUGCUUGAAAAUAGUACAUAAAAUAGCUGAAGAACAUGGGCUCUAUUGAAGUAACUGUUUUUAGUAGUUGAUGAUGACCCAUUGAGUGAUUCACGAUUUGGUAAUACCUUGUUUAUCUGUGAUAAGCUUACUAAUUUACUAAAACCAUUUUGUUACAGGUAGUUCAGGGAGGCGGUGACCUAUAGCCAUGCUUGUCAAAUGUAUGUUGAGAUUUUCCUAAUGUAUGUCACUAACUUGCUGUUUUUCUUACAGUUUAAGCGCUCAGGAGGAAUAUAGAGGGAUUGCCUAUCACUUGAGUUGCCCACUGUUUUCGGUGGUAGAAACGAUUAACAGUUUAGCAAUUCGACACAUGAAAACUGAGCACAGUUAACUUAAAAGGGUUGUUGUAUUCAAAGUUAUAUCUAUCAUUGAAGUUGAUCCUUCCUAACCUGAGUUUACAAUUGAGGAUGAAGUAGAUGUUGUUAGGAGUUAUAAUACUUAAACUUAUUGAUAUUGUGAUGCUAUGACAUUAUGUUGGAAUAUUGAUGUAAGGGUUUCUUCUCAUUUCUGAUGAAGAAUGGAUUUAGAGUUCAAAUAUAGUAUUGUAUUACAUUUUAUAAAUGCUUCAAUAUUCUGUUAACGUUUUUAAUAUUUUUGUUUUUUUGAUUUUUAAUCAUUUGUGGAGUGAAUCAGUUUUUACUGUUUUGACUAUUAAAAUAUUGACAUGUUAUAUUGAAAAUGAAUUGUAUUUCUGUUAUUGAACGGAGUAGAAUGGUUUGAUAAUAAAAACAUCUUAAAAUGA
Messenger RNA from Stegostoma tigrinum, 11730 nucleotides. It is a transcript of the gene rbm33a, whose product is annotated as RNA binding motif protein 33a. Lineage: Eukaryota; Metazoa; Chordata; Chondrichthyes; Orectolobiformes; Stegostomatidae. The transcript has 19 exons. Bases 208 to 3708 code for a protein of 1166 amino acids. Gene Ontology annotation, molecular function: RNA binding. The record is from RefSeq and is a predicted model, not a curated record.